AGAGAGAGAGGAAGACACAGAACCUGAAGCAGGAUCCAGGCUCUGAGGUGCCAGCACAGAGCCCAACGUGGGGCUCGAACUCAUGAACCAGGAGAACAUGACCUGAGCCGAAGUCUGACGCUUAACCCCUGAGCCACCCAGGUUCCCCAGUCUUGUGAUUCUUUUAGGACUAUAUCAAGAUCAGUUAAUUCAGAAUAGAGAAGGACCCUGCUAUUAGAACGAAAUCACCUUUUUUUUGUAUUUAUGUUAGAAAACAUGUUACGCAGAUACAAAGUUUUUAAAACAUAACAGAAAAAAAAUAUCUGCCUCCAAGUCUGAGAAAUGCUGAACUUUAACAUCUUAGGGGGCCCAGUUCUUUACCCAUCACCCUGUGGAAGAGUUACGUUAGGAACGGAAUGAACUGAAGUGUGCUCACUGCCAGUCUUAACAAAAAAUGGUGGCAACUGGUGGAAAAGCUUAAUCUCACAGUUGUGAAUAUGCUUGCACUAAAAGGACCCUGAAAAGUCAGGCUUUUCUUUGGUAUAUGCACUUAACUCUGAAUUACAGUUUUCUUACUUGAAGUCGUCAAGUUGUCCAUACUGAAUUCCUUUCUAGGAAAUCGGGUUUACAGGAAAAGUAUCCCUGUCUGUGGCUAAGUCCUAGAGUAGGUAACGUAGAUCAGCAAUUAGUUGCCCUUCCGGAAUGCUUUUUAAAUCAGGAAAAGCCUUCCAUUAACCCAGUUUCCUUGAACCUUCCCGUCUUACUGGAGAAAUUCCCAACCUCUUAGAAAGCUCUCUCCUGCGCAGAGAAAAGGGAGAAGCCUAGGUGCGCUCGGCAGUCAGUUAACUGGGGUCACGUGGCCGUAGGUGCCCGCCCAGCGGAGCCGGUCCGCGGUGGGCCCCGCCCCCGGAGCCUGGAGGUCCGGGCGCCUGCUCGGUGCCGCUGGCAGAAGCGGUCGUCUCCGCCGCCGGGACGGGCCUGGGCAGAUGGCCGCCUGGGGGUGCCGAGCACUCGGAGGACCAGCCCGUGUGCCGGAGUAGGGCUUCGCCGCAGGGCUCGCUCGCAUGUGGAUUAACUCCAGAGGUUUUAAGGGAUACUUGGGAAAGCAUGGUGGCUCAUGAUGAGAUUGGAGGUCUCCUGCCCAUUAAAAGGACUAUCCGAGUCCUGGAUGUUAAUAAUCAGUCCUUCAGAGAACAAGAGGAGCCAAGCAAUAAAAGAGUUCGACCUCUCGCCCGGGUCACAUCCUUGGCAAACUUGAUCUCUCCUGUAAGAAAUGGAGCAGUCCGACGCUUUGGUCAAACAAUUCAGUCAUUUACCCUUCGUGGUGACAGCAGAUCCCCGGCUUCUGCCCAGAAGUCAUCGAGCAGAUCAACAGCCCCCACACCUUCCAAAAGGAGAAGCAGUGUGCUGUGGUCUGAGAUGCUGGACGUCAGCAUGAAGGAGUCUUUAACUACCAAAGAAAUCAAACGUCAGGAGGCAAUAUAUGAAAUGUCCCGAGGUGAACAGGAUUUAAUUGAGGAUCUCAAGCUUGCAAGAAAGGCCUACCAUGACCCCAUGUUAAAGCUGUCUAUUAUGUCAGAGGAGGAACUCACCCAGAUAUUUGGUGAUUUGGACGCUUACAUACCUCUCCAUGAAGAUCUGUUGGCAAGAAUAGCAGAAGCAACGAAACCUGGUGGAACAGUGGAGCAGAUCGGUCACGUUCUUGUGAACUGGUUGCCGGGCCUGAAUGCCUACAAAGGUUACUGUAGUAACCAGCUGGCGGCCAAAGUUCUUCUUGAUCAGAAGAAACAGGACCCGAGAGUCCAAGACUUCCUCCAGCGGUGUCUUGAGUCUCCCUUCAGUCGAAAACUAGAUCUUUGGAGCUUCCUAGAUAUUCCUCGAAGCCGCCUGGUCAAAUACCCUCUGCUAUUAAAAGAAAUUCUUAGACACACUCCAAAAGACCACCCUGAUGCUCAGCUUCUGGAGGAAGCUAUACUGAUAAUACAAGGAGUUCUGUCUGAUAUCAACUUGAAGAAAGGCGAAUCGGAAUGCCAGUAUUACAUUGACAAACUGGAGUAUCUGGACGAAAAGCAGAAGGACCCUAGAAUCGAAGCAAGCAAAGUGCUGCUGUGCCACGGGGAACUGAAGAAUAAAAGUGGACAUAAACUGCACAUAUUCCUGUUUCAAGACAUCUUGGUUUUGACGCGGCCUGUUACGCGAAACGAGCGUCCCUCUUACCAGGUCUAUCGGCAGCCGAUCCCCGUCCAAGAGCUGGUCUUGGAAGACCUGCAGGAUGGAGACGUGCGAAUGGGAGGGUCCUUUCGAGGGGCUUUCGGCAACUCGGACAAAGCCAAAAAUAUCUUUCGAGUUCGCUUCCAAGACCCGUGUCCGGGCCAGUCCCACACCCUGCAGGCCAACGACGUGUUCCACAAGCAGCAGUGGUUCAACUGCAUCCGCGCCGCCAUCGCGCCCUUCCGGCCGGCCGCCGGCGCACCCCAGCCGCCCGCGGAGGGUGAGGACAACACCCCCGCCGCGCCCCAGAGAAGGGCGUCCGUGGCCUCCGGUGUGACCCCGGUGGAAGUCGGCGGAGACGCUCCGGAGCGCGGCUCCCCGGGGCGCGCGGCGGAGGACACGAAGGGUGCGAGAGCUCAGCAGACACGGUCCGGCUUCCGGAAGGCCAGGGACACAGCCCCGUUCGGUGGCAAACGGAGAGAGACUUUGGUAUAAAGGGAGUUCUGUGUAUUCACUGGCGGAGAGACUGUUUAUUUAUAAAUGUGUACAGUUUUUUUUCUUGUGAUGUGAGCGUGGGAGCGUCGCAGGGCUACUACUUACGACCGGUCCUAACGUUUUCUGUGUUUUCGGUUGGUUUUGGUGGUUGUUCCUUUUUUUUUUUUUUUUUUUUUAAUGGCAGCUAAAGAUAUACGCAGAUUACUGUUAAACUGUAGCCCCCUCCCCCCCUUUUUUUUAAAGAUGUUUUCCUCAGAUUAUUUAGAACAUGCAAGCCUGGUAUUUUUAAUCAAAUGAAAUAUUUAUGAAAUGGAUUUUCUCUUUAUUCUGCAUUCAUGGUGACUUUCUAAUACCAACCGAUUGUGAUAUUUACAAUAUUUGCUAAAACCUAAAGUUUUGCAAAUAUGGGAUUUUACCAGUGUCUCUUUGAUAAACUUUACAUGCAACUAAAAUCUAUGUGGAAUAUGUUUGUAAUAUUUCAGAACUUACACUGAAACAUAAAUUCCUUGGAAAACAAACCAUAAGACUUAAUUAAGUUUUCCAUUGUAUCAACUGGAAUGCUUUAUAUUUGUUUUUCACUGCACAUUCCUCAUUUUUCAUCCAUUUAAACUGCCAAAUACUUAAUUUUUUUUAAUUUGUAAAGUAGUUUUUAGUAUUUGCUUUGAUUUUUUUUUUACUUCAAUGCUUUUGCCUUUUCAGUUGGCAUGUCUUUAAAGUAUUCUUCCUCUUUGAUUAAAAAUGUGUGUGUAUGUGUGUGUGUGUGUGUGUAUAUAUAUAUAUAUACAUAUAUAUAUCUUUUUUUUAAAUCAGUGACUUUACCAAGUGAAACCAAGCCAUACUGUUUUUGAGCCAAUUAAGAAAAUUGCAGUUUUUUAAAGUGUAGCAUUCAGAGUGGAGACCACACAUGAAAUGACUCCGUAUAUACUGAAAGAAAACUGCCAUAAGGAUUUUGUUAAAAGUUUUAGUGUUGUCUGAAAAGCAAGAGGGAAGGAAACUGACCGGUAAAAAGUUUAAAAAAAAAAAAAAGGG
Messenger RNA from Panthera uncia (snow leopard), 3714 nucleotides. RefSeq names its product neuroepithelial cell transforming 1 (gene NET1). The transcript is spliced from 10 exons. The record is from RefSeq and is a predicted model, not a curated record. NCBI's taxonomy places the organism in Eukaryota, Metazoa, Chordata, Mammalia, Carnivora, Felidae. The coding region runs from base 1087 to 2685 and encodes 532 amino acids. Gene Ontology annotation, molecular function: guanyl-nucleotide exchange factor activity. Gene Ontology annotation, biological process: positive regulation of Rho protein signal transduction; intracellular signal transduction.